Thrips palmi is the source of this 2320-nucleotide messenger RNA. It is a transcript of the gene Gs2, whose product is annotated as glutamine synthetase 2 cytoplasmic. The record is from RefSeq and is a predicted model, not a curated record. Gene Ontology annotation, cellular component: cytoplasm. Lineage: Eukaryota; Metazoa; Arthropoda; Insecta; Thysanoptera; Thripidae. The transcript is spliced from 7 exons. Gene Ontology annotation, molecular function: glutamine synthetase activity. The coding region runs from base 221 to 1330 and encodes 369 amino acids.
CCCUCCUCGUCCAAAACACGGGCGGGCGGUGGCGGGGCGUGGCGGAGCGUGGCGGAGUGACAGCCACGAGCCACGAGCACUGCACGGCCAGUGCGUGGGAACCCAGCUGAGCGCGAGCAGCCCGAGCAGCGCUAGAGCAGGACCGAGCGACAGCCAGCGAUAGCCACGCGAGCUUGAAGCGCAACACACUAUUCUGUCGGGGAUCAGCAGCAGCCGAGCGAUGGCGUCCCACGGCGUGCUCGAGAACUCGCCCAACGCGGCCAUCAACAAGGCCGUGGUGCAGCGCCUCAUGACGCUGCCCAUGCCGGCCAACAAGGUGCUGGCCACCUACAUCUGGAUCGACGGCACCGGCGAGAACGUGCGCUGCAAGAGCCGCACGCUCGACUUCAUCCCCAAGGAUGUCUCCGAACUGCCCGAGUGGAACUACGAUGGCAGCUCCACCUUCCAGUCUGAGGGCAGCAACUCCGACACGUACCUGAACCCCGUCGCCAUGUACCGCGACCCCUUCCGCGGCGGCGACAACAAGCUGGUCAUGUGCGACACCUACAAGAGCAACAGGAAGCCCACCGAAACCAACAAGCGCGCCGCCUGCGCCGCCGCCAUGGAGGCCGCCAAGGACCACAAGCCCUGGUUCGGCAUCGAGCAGGAGUACACCCUCCUCGACAUGGACGGCAGGCCCUUCGGCUGGCCCAAGAACGGCUUCCCCGGCCCCCAGGGCCCCUACUACUGCGGCGUGGGCGCCAACAAGGUGUACGCCCGCGACAUCGUGGAGGCCCACUACCGGGCGUGCCUGUACGCCGGCAUCAACAUCGCUGGCGAGAACGCGGAAGUGAUGCCUUCCCAGUGGGAGUUCCAGGUCGGGCCCUGCGAGGGCAUCUCCGCCGGCGACCAGCUGUGGGUGGCGCGCUACCUGCUGCACCGCGUGGCCGAAGAGUUCGGCAUCGUCGUCACCCUGGACCCCAAGCCCAUGCCCGGCGACUGGAACGGCGCCGGCGCGCACUGCAACUUCAGCACCAAGUCCAUGCGCGCGGACAACGGCAUCAUUGAGAUCGAGAAGGCCAUCGACAAGCUCUCCAAGAACCACCUGCGCCACAUCCAGGCCUACGACCCCAACGGAGGCAAGGACAACGAGCGACGACUGACUGGCCGCCACGAGACCUCAUCCAUCCACGACUUCUCCGCCGGCGUGGCAAACCGUGGCGCCAGUGUGCGCAUCCCUCGCUCCGUGGCCGAGGAGAAGAAGGGCUACCUGGAGGACCGCCGACCCUCGUCCAACUGCGACCCUUACUCCGUCACCGAGGCCCUCGUCCGGACCUGCGUCCUCGAGUAAAAGCCAAAACCCCACCACAUGGCCCACUACACCGGACCAGGCGAUUCAUCCAAAUUUUAUAUUUUGUGUAAAGCGGGUAAAGAUUUGGUGGAGAGGCAGACAGCAGGACUUAUUUUUGAUACGCUUUCUUGUCGUUAUAGUUGAGGUGGUGAUAUCAUUUCCUAACUAUUCGUUAUCAUUUUGCUGCCCCCCCUUCACCUCUAGUGGAGGUGAAAUUGGUGGAAAGGCCUUCUCAGUUGGGAUCCAUGCAUGUCAGCCAGAAUUGCUGGGUCCCAAUGUCCCAUGCUCGUGAUGGAGUAUGGCCAUGGCCUAACUGAAUAUAAAGCGAAGUGCCAUGGUGUGUGACUAUGCUGCAACAUUCUCAUUCAUCCUCAUUUGAGGCCGUGAUCAUACUUUUCUGUGUGCUGUUUUGAUUUUGUGUUAGAGUUUGUUAUGAAUUUAUUGUACAUAAUAAACUGUUACUGUUAUUCCAAAUUGUUUUGACAUCUAGAUAGUCUAUUGUCACUUUUUAUUACUAUUAUAAUUAUUCGAGUCACUUAAGUCAGUGUACAUCCAUAACGGCUUGAUGCAUCGUUAUGUACUGUAGAAGAAAAUUAGAUCAAACUUGUUUGCUUUUUUUUAUAUUGGAGUUAUGACUUGUAACUACAUCUUGAUUUCUAUUUCACUCUCUUCUACCUUCCAAUUAUGUAUACUCUCAUUUAGAUUGUUUAAAUAUGCAUACUUGCAUGUAUAUGUGUAUAUAUCUAUAUAUAAAAAUGUAUAAAUAUUGAUAAAUUGCAUCUAAUACCUCUCACCCUCCCAUAUAGUGUUUACAGCUAUUGUUAACACAAAGUGCCAGGUCAGCAGAUGUCCUGUGGGGAUUCCCACUGUACAUGCUGCUACAUAUCAAAGAAAGGGCUUACUUGAAAUCAAACAAUCAAUGAUAGCUCUCUGAGCCCCAUGCCAAAUACCACCUCAAAGAGACCUUCUGGUCAAAGUUUAAAAAUUGAC